CUAGGUCCCUGUCCUGUGGAAAUUUUGGGGCCCUGGGCACCCUAUCUUGUUCCCAAACUUUAAUUGGCUCCUGGAGACCUCACCUCAAAUUAGAGAUGGGCAUCCCUCCUGUAGAACAACAAAGGCGCCUAGGUUCCAGGGAGCGAGGCCUGAACUGUGCCCCCACCCUCCAGGGAGGGCCCCUCACACCCUUGCUGCAGAGAACAGUCACGUGUGGGCUCUUCAUUAGACUCUGCUAUAUAAGCUGAGGGCACAGGGUGGUCAGGAACGCUCCAGGCAAGGAUUCAGAAAGCAGAGGCCAUGCUGAAUGCAGUGCUGCUGAGCUGUGCCCUGCUGCUGGCAUUGCCCGCCAUACAGGGCGCCCAGAUGGGCUUGGCCCCCCUGGAGGGCAUCAGAAGGCCUGACCAGGCCCUGUUCCCAGAGCUCCCAGGCCUGGGCCGCUGGGCCCAGCUGAAGAAGACAACUGCAGAACAAGCAGAAGAGGCUCUGCUGCAGGAGGCUGAGGCCGAAGCCGAGGCCCUGGCAGAGGUGCUAGACCCGCAGGACCGCGAGCCUCGCUCCCCGCGUCGCUGCGUGCGGCUGCACGAGUCCUGUCUGGGACAGCAGGUACCUUGCUGUGAUCCGUGCGCCACGUGCUACUGCCGCUUCUUCAACGCCUUCUGCUACUGCCGCAAGCUGGGUACGGCCAUGAACCCCUGCAGCCGCACCUAGCUGGCCGAUGUCUGGGUCGGAGCAGGGGGGCUUGAAUAAAGGAUGGGACCAAC
Messenger RNA from Propithecus coquereli (Coquerel's sifaka), 764 nucleotides. It is a transcript of the gene AGRP, whose product is annotated as agouti related neuropeptide. The record is from RefSeq and is a predicted model, not a curated record. The coding region runs from base 301 to 711 and encodes 136 amino acids. Gene Ontology annotation, biological process: positive regulation of feeding behavior; hormone-mediated signaling pathway; neuropeptide signaling pathway. Gene Ontology annotation, cellular component: extracellular region. The transcript is spliced from 4 exons. Gene Ontology annotation, molecular function: type 1 melanocortin receptor binding; neuropeptide hormone activity. NCBI's taxonomy places the organism in Eukaryota, Metazoa, Chordata, Mammalia, Primates, Indriidae.